Messenger RNA from Leucoraja erinaceus (little skate), 697 nucleotides. RefSeq names its product agouti signaling protein 1 (gene asip1). Gene Ontology annotation, molecular function: melanocortin receptor binding; neuropeptide hormone activity. Gene Ontology annotation, biological process: hormone-mediated signaling pathway; positive regulation of melanin biosynthetic process; melanosome organization. The record is from RefSeq and is a predicted model, not a curated record. The transcript is spliced from 4 exons. NCBI's taxonomy places the organism in Eukaryota, Metazoa, Chordata, Chondrichthyes, Rajiformes, Rajidae. Bases 111 to 527 code for a protein of 138 amino acids. Gene Ontology annotation, cellular component: extracellular region.
GGGCGGGGAGUCUUUAUUUAAGUCGUUCCCGGAUGGCUGUACAUUUGCAGAGCUAAGAAGCAACUUUCACUGAACAGCGAGGCAGUCGGAACGGUUCUUCAACAUCUAAGAUGGCUAGGACCGUGUACUGCUACUGGAUUCUCCAAUGCACCUGCUGCAUCCUUGUAUACUCACACAUUGUUAUUGAAGAAAGAAAACCCGAAAUUCCACAAAACAAUAACAUUUCGGAUCUUCAUCAAUCCAAGUACACCGGCAUCUCCAUAGUGGAAUUGCCAAGUAACAGGAAAAUGAACUUCAGAAGAGAGAAUGGAAGGAAAGUCCCCAUUCAACAGAAAAGAAACGGGAUUACAAUGAUCCACAAGGUGAAGAAGCUAAGAGCGUACAACGGUCACUGUGUGCAGCUCUGGGGAAUGUGCCUACCACCAUCUCCACCAUGUUGCAAUCCCUGCGCCUUCUGCCAUUGUCGUUUCUUCAACACAGUCUGCUAUUGCCGGAAGCUGAAUUCCAAGUGCAUGGACAGAACAUAAGUGGUUGACUUUGUGUAAUUUACACAAAGAUAUACAAAUGAAAAAUAUAUAAUAUGCAUGCCUUCUCUUUGGUUAUUGUUGAAUUUAAUAUGGGUAAGGGUAACAGUGGAUUCCAAUCGACUAAGAAUUAUCUACAAACCACUAAUAAACUCUUAUAGCCUUUCACCAUA